Messenger RNA from Pongo pygmaeus (Bornean orangutan), 411 nucleotides. RefSeq names its product histone H2A.Z-like. Gene Ontology annotation, cellular component: nucleosome. The transcript has a single exon. Lineage: Eukaryota; Metazoa; Chordata; Mammalia; Primates; Hominidae. Gene Ontology annotation, molecular function: DNA binding; structural constituent of chromatin; protein heterodimerization activity. Bases 25 to 411 code for a protein of 128 amino acids. The record is from RefSeq and is a predicted model, not a curated record.
GCUUGAGCUUCAGCAGAAUUCGAAAUGGCUGGCGGUAAGGCUGGGAAGGACUCCGGAAAGGCCAAGACAAAGGCAGUUUCCCGCUCGCAGAGAGCCGGCUUACAGUUCCCAGUUGGCCGUAUUCAUCUACACCUGAAAUCUAGGACGACCAAUCAUGGACGUGUGGGCGCGACUGCCGCUGUGUACAGCGCAGCCAUCCUGCAGUACUUCAACGCAGAGGUACUUGAACUGGCAGGAAAUGCAUCCAAAGACUUAAAGGUAAAGCGUAGUACCACUGGUCACUUGCAACUUGCUAUCUGUGAAGAUGAAGAAUUGGAUUCUCUCAUCAAGGCUACGAUUGCUGGUGGUGGUGUAAUUCCACACAUCCACAAAUCUCUGAUUGGGAAGACAGGACAACAGAAGACUGUCUAA